UACCACUGCGUCCCCAACCCCAACCUCAAGCCACCCCCCUCUCCCACAAAAAUCAAUACUCUCUCUCUCUCCAACCGCCACAACCCCUCUCUCUCCCUCUCUCUACGAUUCCACAGACUCCGUCUCCUUCUUUGUUUCUUUGAUUCAAUAAUUAAACAGUCUACGAUUCUUCCGAUGCCCUAGCAUCUCCAGGGCCGGUGCCACUCACCUCCGGCGGCACCUCGGGUUGGGACGACUAUAGGUCUUCUGGUUAAGGAUUUCUCUAGAUUUUCUUCGUGGGGUAAAUCUCACAAAUUCGAUUCGAUCGUGAGGGGGCACACUCUUAAAUUUAGGGUUUUUGCGGCUCCGGCGAGCGCCAUGGCUCCGGCGCGUAGACGCGGAGCGAACAACAAAGGCAAGGACAAGAGCCAGUUGAGUCUGGGUGAUCUUGUCCUCGCAAAGGUCAAGGGCUUCCCUGCUUGGCCCGCCAAGAUUAGCAGACCUGAAGACUGGAAGCUGUCACCUGACCCCAAGAAAUACUUUGUCGAAUUCUUUGGAACACGAGAAAUAGGUUUUGUUGCCCCUCUGGAUAUUCAGACCUUCACUAAUGAGGUUAAGAGUAAAUUAUUAGCCCGGUGCCAGGGUAAAACAGUUAAGUGCUUUGCUCAAGCUGUGAAGGAAAUCUGUGUGGCAUUUGAUGAGUUGCAAAAAAAGAAAUCAAGUGGUUUGGGAGAUCAUACUGAUGGAUCAGAUGUUGGGCCUGAGGCUCCUUCUGCUAAUGGGGUAGAGGAUGAUGGGGGUGAGGUCGACUUAAAGGUUGAGACUGGUAAGAUGACAUACAAAGGAGAAACACUGAAUGAGGCUGUAAGUGAUUCUGGCUUGAAGUUGGACCACUGCUCACAGAGACAAGGUGGAGCUGAAAGUCAAGAAGUAACGCCAUCUGUCUCCUGUCGAGCAAAUGAUCAUUUGUCUCUGAUUAUGUCUCCUCAGAAAAAUAAUAGAAUAUCUGAUGGUGCAAAACCAAAGGAAGUGGUAUCACCGACGGCCAGUCCAGAUAAUUCUUUAUUUCUAAAGAAAGAAGUGACUUUUGGUAAAAAUGUUGAAGAUGAUACCUUUUGCACCAAGCAACGUGGUGAGGCACAGAAGGUAUUAACAAAUGGUCACAAGUCGAAGAAGAUUGGUGCUUCAAAGAAGAGAUGUGGGAGUGCAGUUGGACUAAACAAAACUAGCACGUCUGCUUUAACAUCAUUAAAGGCUGACAGUGAUGGUCAUUCUGUUGAUUCCUCUGAAUCACUUGAGCGAUCAAAAGAUGAAGUUAAGGUAAAAAAUGACUCUGGUAGAAGCAUGCGGGAGUUUUCUUCAAGCCCUCUCAAAGCAGAUUCUGGUAUCAAUGCAGGAAAAAAUUCGAAAGAUCUGCUAAAAGCAAAAAAGCAUUUCAAGGUUGCUGAUAAAAUGCCGGACUCUGGUGUUGAUCCAGAUGAGCAGGCCAAGGAAAAACCUUCUGGCAAGGAAAAGAGGGCCCAGCAUGGACUUGGAAAGCCUAACCGUGGAGCAAAUGAUGUUUUACAUCCUGCCAAAAAGUCUAAGUGCGAAGAUAUGGGUGAUGUUGCCACCCAUGGAGCACAUGCUAGAAGAAUUAAGAGUGACUCUCCUAGGCCAAAUGCUAUUGACAAGAAGGCAUUGAAGACGCCAGAAUUCAAAGGCUCAAUAUCAUGUGUCAAACCAGAAACUAAUCUGGCUUCCAGAGGCCAAAGUUGUAAUUUUGGAUCCAAUGCUUCUGGUGAUGAGGCUGCACUACCUGUAACAAAGCGUCGACGCCGAGCAAUGGAGGCUAUGUCCGACUCUGAGACUCUUCCUGCUGAUGAUAAAACAGAGAGAAAAUCUGUGUCAGUAAAGAAUGAUGUAUCAUGUUCUAGUAGCAUUAAGGUUACAGGAAUUCAACAGCACAAAAAACGGAGAGCUGUUUGCCUUUUUGAUGACGAUGACGAUAAUGAGCGCAAAACUCCAGUUCAUGGUGGAUCUGCUAGAAACAUUAGAGCAUCUUUGUAUGUUUCAGAUGCUACCAGGAGCAGUGAAGCACAGAAUGAUUGUUCUAAAGAUGCUCUGCAUGUCGGAGUUUCUACUGGACUUGAGGAUGGCCAUUCAAAAGAGUUUUCCUCUGAAGUGCAAAAUGAGUCUCUGUCACCAGGUGAACGUCAAACUGAUGAGAAGAUGCCUGAAAAGGAAAUUGCUACCCAUAUUUCGUGUAGUCCGAGGAAAUUAUACUCUGAGCAGUUGUCAUCCAAGGAAUCGAAGGAACAAUCGUCAUUGAAGGAGGCAAAAUCAAUGUUGAUUUCCCCUAGAAAGUCUCCCCAUUUAGGUCCUGUGACCAGACCAGUGGCUGAACAGCAUAAAGUGGCUGAACAGCAUAAAGUGGCCAAGGCUUUGAUUAAAGUUUCUGCUACUGUUACUCAGAAGAAGGUUCAUGCUGGGUCUGCUAAGGGUUUGGGUGUUGUUUCUAAUGGCAUGAAUUCUUCUCAGAAUCAAGAAACAACUCAAAGAAACAGACCUUCUUCAGGAGAAAGAUCUAAAGCCCCUCCUAAAUCAAUCUCAAGGAUCGGUGAAUCUACUGUUUUGAUUGAUAAUUCAGUAGAGUAUAAUUCUUUGCCCAGUGAAAGAAUGGAAGCUGGUAGGGAAGAUAAAAGUAGUUCUUUGGCUGAUUCUAAGACUCCAGAAUCUGUUAUGUCCAUGAAGCAUCUUAUUGCUGCAGCACAGGCAAAAAGGAGACAAGCUCACUCUCAGAACUUCUCUCUUGGAAUUUUCAGUUCUUUUGUAUCUGCACCUGAUGUCCCGGGAAGGAGCCCCAGUCCACCCACAGUGCAGUAUCUUUUGACUGGUACUAGCAAUGUGCUGCAGGCAGAUUUGCAAGGAUUACAUUAUCCCACAAAUUUGGCUUCUCCAUUAAAUCAUGGUCACCAAUCUCCAUCGCAAAAUCAACUUGACGUUGAAGAAAUUGAGGAAAGAAGAGUUAGUUCAGGGCACAGGACUGACGGAGGCUCUCUGAGUGGUGGUACUGAAGCAGCUGUGGCUCGUGAUGCCUUUGAAGGGAUGAUAGAGACUUUGUCCAGGACUAAGGAAAGUAUUGGACGUGCUACUCGUCUUGCUAUUGACUGUGCAAAGUAUGGAAUUGCUAACGAGGUAGUGGAACUUCUCAUACGGAAGCUGGAAACUGAGGCCAGUUUUCAUCGUAAAGUCGACUUGUUCUUUCUUGUAGAUUCCAUUACGCAAUGUUCGCAUAGUCAGAAAGGCAUUGCUGGUGCUUCAUACAUUCCUGCAGUUCAAGCAGCAUUGCCACGUCUUCUUGGUUCUGCUGCUCCACCUGGAGUUGUUGCCCGUGAAAAUCGUCGUCAGUGUCUCAAGGUUUUGCGGUUGUGGCUCGAGAGGAAGAUCUUACCUGAAUCUAUUCUUCGGCCUUACAUGGAUGACAUUGGGGUUUCAAACGAUGAUACGUCCGCCGGUCUUUCGCUGAGACGUCCAUCACGAGCAGAGCGAGCUGUAGAUGAUCCAUUAAGAGAAAUGGAAGGCAUGCUGGUUGAUGAAUAUGGCAGUAAUGCUACAUUUCAGCUGCCUGGUCUAUUAUCUUCCCAUGUAUUUGAAGAUGAGGAAGACGAUUUUCCAAGCACUUCAGUCAAGGAAGCUGGUGAUGCACUAGUAGUGGAUGCCGAUGCCGCAAAUGCAUUGGAAGAUUCAGAAACACAUACAAUUCCUCCAAAUGACAGGCGCCAUUGCAUCUUGGAGGACGUGGAUGGUGAGCUCGAAAUGGAAGAUGUUUCAGGACACCUGAAGGACGAAAGGCCCUCAUUCAUAAAUGGUUCUCUUAAAAUGGAUUCACAACUACAGAGCUCGAAUGGGACUUUGGAAUUUGCUUGUAGUAAUUCCACCGAGUUGCCCCCACUACCGGAGGGCUCUCCACCAUUGCCUCUUGAUUCUCCUCCUCCACCACCACCUUUGCCUCCUUCACCACCACCACCACCCCCCCCAUUGUCUCCAUCACCCCCACCUCCACCGCCUCCCCCAUCACAGCCAGCACCUCUUCAGUCACAGUUACCUCCUCCUCCCCCUCCUCCUCCACUAUCACACUCUGGUGCUCCACCAUUGUUGGUUGCUCAAUCUCCUUUACCAGCCCAGUCUUCAUUACUCUCCCAACCCUUUUUACCACCCCAAUCAUCAAUACAGUCUUCCCCACAGUUGGCAUAUCAACCACCUGUACCUCACGAAUACUGCAGCACAUCUAGUGGCAGCCAACUUGUUCAAAUGGCUGGUCAUGGGGGUCAUAUUGAUAAUACACAGAGAAGUGAAAUGUUUCCACAGCAGUCAUCGUGUUUUUCUUCAACAGGAGUCUCCAAUUCUCGCGAACCAUCUGGAUUUAAUUCUUCAAGGCAAUUAGAAUAUGGACACAAUGAUAUGUAUUUAAAUCCACAAAUUUCUCAAACCAACCAACAAUUUCAACAAGGUGAUACCUCUUUUACACAAAGACCCAUACACCCUGCCCCGCCUCACAACCAGCCCAGUCAUUUUUCUUAUACAAAACCGACGAUUCAGCAACAUGCUCAGCAUUCAUAUCACCAUCCGUAUUCCUUGCCCUCCCUUCCGGAUGGCCAGAGGCGAUUUGUUGCUGAUGAACAAUGGAGGAUGCCCUCAGGGGAUUUCAAAACUGAACAUCAGCAUGGUGGGUGGAUGAAUGGAGAGAGAGCUCAUUUGGGACCUACCUUUGGCCAGGAAGGUUAUUUUCGGCCACAGGCAAAUAAUAUUGGUUUUCAGCGUUCAGCCCCUAAUAAUCUACCAGCUGGGGCUCCAAUAUCAGGUCCUGGCGUUUCCCAGAUGUUUCCAUGUAGACCAGACAUUUCUGCUAUUAAUUGCUGGAGGCCAGCUUGAUAGCCUCAAGUGAGAACAGCAGUGAUCAAUAUGUCUUCUCUUCUUUGGGUGGCACACAAGUUCCAAUGGUCAAUUACAUAGUUCCUCAGAGUAAGAUUCAGUCUCAGGA
Juglans microcarpa x Juglans regia is the source of this 5002-nucleotide messenger RNA. RefSeq names its product ENHANCER OF AG-4 protein 2-like. NCBI's taxonomy places the organism in Eukaryota, Viridiplantae, Streptophyta, Magnoliopsida, Fagales, Juglandaceae. Gene Ontology annotation, molecular function: double-stranded DNA binding; transcription coregulator activity. The transcript has 12 exons. The record is from RefSeq and is a predicted model, not a curated record. Gene Ontology annotation, biological process: regulation of transcription by RNA polymerase II. Bases 358 to 4893 code for a protein of 1511 amino acids. Gene Ontology annotation, cellular component: nucleus.